Osmia bicornis bicornis is the source of this 5058-nucleotide messenger RNA. It is a transcript of the gene l(3)76BDm, whose product is annotated as trafficking protein particle complex subunit 8. The coding region runs from base 267 to 4556 and encodes 1429 amino acids. The transcript has 10 exons. Gene Ontology annotation, cellular component: TRAPPIII protein complex; cytoplasmic vesicle; phagophore assembly site. The record is from RefSeq and is a predicted model, not a curated record. Gene Ontology annotation, biological process: endoplasmic reticulum to Golgi vesicle-mediated transport; protein localization to phagophore assembly site. NCBI's taxonomy places the organism in Eukaryota, Metazoa, Arthropoda, Insecta, Hymenoptera, Megachilidae. Gene Ontology annotation, molecular function: protein binding.
GUUGAUACCACGGUACCUGUAUGUCAUCUCCAUAUUUAUACCCUUUAUGGGUAAAUAUUCUCAAAAACAGCUGUUCUGUAGAGAUGUUUACUACAUCUUCUCAAUGUAUUAAACGUUUCACUUCUGUCAACUAUUAAGAUAAUAAACGACAGUAAUGUAGUGCUCAAAAUGAUAAUAGUCGUGUAAUAUAUGUAUAUAUAAAAGUAUAUAUAAACUGAUUAGUACAUGCGUAAGCUUGGUUACCUGUAGAAUUAGUAGUAAUAAUCAUGGCUCAAUGUAAAUUAACCCCCCGUGAAUUUAUAAGUAACGCAUUUUCACCCCAAAUUGCUGCGGUGUGUUCACCCUUAGCGGAUGCUGUAUGCCAGAAAAAUAAUUUAUCAUUCGUUGAACUUUUGCAACCGUUUUGCAAAUUAAAUACUGAAGGUCAUUUUAAAGAUCCGCAAGGAAAUACAAUAAGCGUUAGAAAUCUCCGUCUUUUUAUACAAGAUGUUAAUGCGCACCCUCCUGAACCAAGUAUUGCUAGAAAAAUGUUGAACGAAGCGGUUAGUUCAACCACAUGCGAACACACAACUACUGUUCGAAUUGGAACAACAGAUCUUGAUAUUCCUGUCUCAGUUCCAUGGUUCGAAGCAUGGAGAGAAAUGUUUUUGAGCGUGCAAUUUCCAUCGGAUCAUGAAUUUACUAAACACUUUCUUGCUUGUAUGAUAGUUGUUUCUACAGCAGAAGAUAAUCCUCUGGAAAAGAUACAAAAUAUGGGUGCACAGUUACAUCAAAGUAUACCUGGAAAAUUACCAAAAUGGUUUAACAAUAAUACGCUUAGAUAUUAUAUCUUGGUACAUGAUACUUUACAGGAUGAUAAGAAUAAAGCUGAAGCAGUGUAUAUAGAAAUGAAAAACAUUUAUGGUGCUAAUAAUUGUUUUCUACUACAAAUGAAUUCGAGACCACCAGGUCAAAUCGACGACAAUACUCAGUUACCAGAUCCUUGGAGUCAGUUUUUAAUAAAACACUCAGAAAUAUCUGGAAGUAGCGAACAGAAUAGUUCCCCUCGAACCCCUGCAGACACUAGCGGUGUUUCUUCAAUGCCAAAUGAAGUAACGACAGAUACCGACAAAAGCCAGGCUGGAACCCCGAUAGCUCCACAGAAUUCUGUAUUGGUUUCUCCAGAUGCAAAUGAUACCAUUAGUUUUUCUUCUGAGGUAUCUGACUCGGCGACUACGCACUUGGAAGUUGGACAAGAAGCUGUGUCUGUAACGAUGCAUCCUUUAAGUCCAACAGUUGACAAGUCGCAAACUUCUCUUGUAUAUAUGAAAGGACAAACAGUUAGUAAUACGCCGAUAAAUGUAAAUGUAUGGGCAGACUCUCCUAGUUAUUUAAUAACGCAGCACGGUGUUAGAUUAUCCACGCAAGAUCUUGAAAGACUAAGAGCACUAAUAACUGAAUUUUGUUUGAAAAGUUUGUUACCUUACGUGGAAAAGCAGAUUGGUUUAUUGAACGAUGUUAUUUCAAAUAAGAAAGGUGUUAGUAGAUCUCUUUUUAGUGCAACGAGACGAUGGUUCGGAACGAAUAAACCUGGAAUACCAGGACCUACUCCAUCGAAUGCUGUAAUUUAUACAACAGAAUCUCCAGAAUUACAGUUGCGUCGCUUAGGUGACUUGUGUUUCAUGUUUGGUCACUAUUCGCUUGCUUACCAAGCGUACCACAGUGCAAAGAGAGACUUUGCAGCAGAUCAAGCUUGGCUUUAUUAUGCAGGUGCUCUUGAAAUGGCUGCUUUGAGUGCGUUUAUGCAAGGUGAAACAAAUAGAAAAACUAUUGAAUAUAUGGACGAUGCAAUACUAACUUAUUCAAAUAGUUGCAAAAUGCCUCAGUUUGCAACAAGAGCAACGCUUCUCAGUGCGGAAUGCUUGAAAGGUAGAAGUUUGUACGGAGAGGCUGCAAAACAGUUAAUUCGCAUGACUAGCGAAGAUUCAGAUUUGCGUUCGGCAUUGCUAUUAGAACAAGCCGCCUAUUGUUUUGUCGGGCCGAAAAUGAUGCGCAAGUACGCGUUUCAUGCUGUCCUUGCUGGUCAUAGAUUCUCAAAAGCAGGUCAAAGAAAGCAUUCGUUAAGAUGUUACCAACAAGCAUACCAGGUAUAUAAUGGAAGAGGUUGGUCAUUAGCUGAAGAUCACAUACACUUCACCAUUGGCAGACAAGCUGCGUCCUUAAAACAAGUCAAUGAAGCAGUUAAAGCAUUUGAAAAAUUAUUGAAUGCUUAUAGCAAACAACCAGCUAUACAACAAGCUGCAUUUUUACGUGAAUUUUUACAUAUCCAUAAUUUACUAUUGCAGGAAGGUUUGUCAAAUCAUGAAGAGCUUCCUAUCUUGCCUUUACCACUAAUAGAUAGUAAUAAUAUUAAAGUAUUGUAUGGUCCUUUAGCCAAAUCAUAUGAAAAUAAUAUUCCAGCAAGUCACGUUUCAUUUGAUAAUGAAGAAUGUGACGAUGUGAGAUGGUCGAAAAUGGAAGAGAUGUUAAUAACAGAAGCUCAGGGAUCUCCUCCUAUGAUAUUUAAACCAACGGUUGCAUUAUAUUCUAAAGCAAGUAAUAACACUGUCAAACCGAAUUCUGUUGUAGACGAACCAGUGCAUUUUUCUAUUGAAUUGUAUAAUCCAUUACAUAUACCGUUGCCAUUAUCUAAUAUGACCUUAUUAUGGUCAUUUACUUGCGGCAAUAAACAAACUACAAAUGAAAUAAAAUCUACAGAAGAUUUUAAGCCGGUGGAAACACAAGUAAUCGAGAAAAUUAUUUUACAACCAGCUUGUAAACAAAACAUUACAUUGUGUCUGAUACCAAAAACAGUAGGAAAAUUAAAAGUAUUAGGUUUAAGCUAUAAUUUAUCUAAUCCGACGCAUGUAAUUGAUCCACCGGUUGUUAAUCCAACGAUUGCGAUUAAUGGAAAAAGAUUGUUUGAAAUUAGAGGUCCUAAAUUAAAGAAUGUUAAAGAGAAACCUGAUACAAAUAUGUAUGGAGUUGAUUAUAGAUUAGAAAUAAAUGUUAUUGAAAAGGCACCUUUCAUGCAGAUCUACUUCAAUAAAUUAAAUUCAGAAAUGUUGUGUGGUGAAAUUCAGAAAUUAGAAGUUACAUUAAAAAAUGUGGGUAAUGCAUCACUGACUAAUGUUUAUGUAGCAUCCACAGAUGCCAAACUUAUUUCACUAGGAGACGAAUAUAUUAAUACUCAAGAAGAACAUACGGUAAAAAGAAGUAAUAGACUUGUAAUUAAAGUCCCAUUAUCAUCUGAUGUAUUAAAUGUUGGAGAAACUCAUACAAUACCAUUGUGGAUUAGAGCACCCGAUGAAAAAGGAAAUCAUCGUUUAGAUUUACUUUUUUACUACGAAAAUAUUGAUUCGAAAAGCAUAAUCAAGCAUCGAGUUUGUAGACACAGCUGGCAUUUCACAGUUUUAGAUUCUAUACAGAUCAGCGCAAUUACCUCGAGAAGUAUAUUAUUGAAAGAUGUCUCACCUACGUUAAAUUUAAUAGUGUGCAUUAAAAAUGCGAAUCAAGUUCAUGAUCCUGUUAUGAAUGAAAUUCUAUUAUCCAAAGUAUUGUUUCAAAGUGUUACGUGGUCCGUAUUCAGUUCAUCUGUUUUGUCAACAGAUAUUAAGAUACAGCCUCAGGAAAUGUUUCAUUUAAUGCUUAAGUUAAGAAAAAAGAAUGAAGGGGAAUUGAAAUUUUCUGAAGUAUCUUUAACUCAGAAAAAUGAUUCCAUGGAGUCAAAUGGGAACUAUCCAUAUAUUAGUUUCAUACAAAGGAGAGAUAUUCCGUCAUUAGAUAUAAAUGAAAAUUUAACCGAGAUGCAACAGCAAUCUCAGCGUUUGCCCCAAAAUGUGGAGCAAUCGCCUUUAUCUGUUACCAUGACAUUAAAUUCCACUUUAAUCCUCAAAUGGCGAGCAAAGAUAAUUGAAGGUGGGAUUAUUACUAGACAAGCAAUUGGUCAACAUCAUCUUGCUAUAGAGUAUUUGGAUAAAACUUACAAACAUCCAAAGGAGAUUCAAGUUGAAACAAACGAAUAUGGUGGACGUUUAAAGAUAUUUGGUCCAGAUAAGAAUAUACUCGAUUAUAUGGCCGUUACACUCAAAGAUCAACAAUUAGAAACAGAAUUCUUGAAGAAUAUCAUUUCCUUUUCUUUCAGUCAUGCUAGACAAAUCACACAUAAUUUCAAUAAAAGUCAAUUGUGCUUUGUUCCAGUAAUAAUGUAUAUACAAAAUCAUUCGGAGUCACAAAUUGAUAUUAAAGUCAGUACAAUAGGAACUACCAGUAAAAACAAUCUUCCAAGGGUAAAAUCACAACUUUAUUCUCCACAAGCUUCUACGUACUACAGAUAUGCUUGUCAUUCGUCAAUUUGUUCUCACAUAGAACCACUUGCUAGUAAUAUUAUAAAAUUACAAGCAGUACUUCCAUCCCCUGGUACAUACGAUUUAGCAGCACGCGUAGAAGUUUCUGUAAGAGUUGUAAAUACUAAAGAAUUCGUCUUACAGAAAUGGAAAAUGGAAAGUAUAUGUAUUGUUAACGGUGAUAGUAAAUAAUUAAAAAUUAUGAAGGUAUUGUAAUUGUUAUUAUUAUUAUUAUUAUUAGGUAACAAAUUUAAUUUAAAAUCAUUCCUUAAUGCUAUGUAAAUAUUUAAUAUUUAUCAGUCUAUUGCUAUCACAUCUUGAUAAAAGUAUAUGUAUUAUUUAAUAUACAUCACAUUAUUUAAUUUUUGUAGAUACCUUAUAAUACAUAUAAGCAGAUUAUUAUGUUACAUUAUAUUCUAUAAUAGCUAUUUCAGAUGGAGUAAUAUACUUUUUUUUUUUAUAAAUUCAUCUGUUAAAGUUCUUAUAUAAAAAUGUACUGAAUUAUGAUCUCCUAAGUAAAUUUCCAAAUUAUAUUCAAGAAAUUGUGUCAUAUGUUUUGAAGGAAAAGAUACGUUUUCACAUCUUUCAAGUGAAAAUAAAAAAAUCUAUGAACGUGUAGUCACAGAGUGCUGUAAACAGUAAGAGUAAAAUAAUAGUGUAACUAAAUAUAAAAAUAAAUGUUUAGUCAAACAAU